This is a messenger RNA of Physella acuta, 1087 nucleotides long. RefSeq lists its product as uncharacterized. NCBI's taxonomy places the organism in Eukaryota, Metazoa, Mollusca, Gastropoda, Physidae. The record is from RefSeq and is a predicted model, not a curated record.
CUCCCCACCGGCCCUGAAAACAUGUUGUGGACGGUGACAGGGGAAUGUGAAAUUAAUUUCACUCAAGGAUCCCAGGACAGUAGCUGGUGCAGGCUUUACCACACACUUGCAGUUUUUACUUUCUAAAGUGUUCGCCGCUUUUCCUUGGAUUGCUUUUUUAAAAUAGUGCUAUUUAUAGCACUAGUUUGUUUACGUUGUGAGUUCGUUUAGUAAUUUGAGGGAUUUUUAGUUGGUUUACAGUGCCGUACUGCAGACAAAUUGUCUGGGUUUCAGUGAAAUAGUCAGACAUUUUGUCUGCCCAGACAUUGAGUCUGCCAUGGAUGAAACAAUUCCCUGCCCGAUCACAUAAACACGUGACACUGUAUCGAGCGAGCCAAUGGAAACAUAGAUACGGGUCCUGAUUGGAGAAAGGUCAACCUGGAAAGGUCAAACUGCUUCCUUUGUUGAUUGGCCAAUGGAUUGAUUAGAUAAGUCGCAGAGACAUGCAUUGAAGGUGGGGCCAGCCACCGGCUAGAUUGUUCCAGAAUGUGCGGCCCUCUGACGUCAGGGUGAUAACACUGGCUGCCCCAGGUCGGUCCCCGCCAUUUUGGCCGGCCAGGUGUCGCCCGCAGCAGCUGUGGUUUACGUAACCAUGGUAAUGGGCACCUUACGGGAUCUGCAGCUCGCGCUUCAGGAGAAGAUUGAAGAGCUGCGACAACGGGACGAGCUCAUUGAUGAGCUGGAGGGGGAGCUGGAUGAAAAGGACACGCUCAUUCAGCGCCUCCAGCGCGAGCUCGACAAGUACAGGUCCGUCCUGCCGUCCACCAGCAGCCCACUCUUCCACCGCAAGACGCCCCACUCGGGCGCCGGGCCGCCACACGCAAGCCCCCAUGCGCUACACACCACUGGGGUACGCCCUCAUGCACCAUUGACUAACGGUGGAGUGGCAGGCGGUGGAGAGGGCGGUGGAUCCGCCACCGGUGGAUUUGGAGUACUGAAAGAAGAACGGACAAAACGGGUUGCUAUUUCUGCGGAGCCGACAACCUUGAACAGUGAGCAGUUGCUGUUGUCACAGAGAAAUAAGGUGUACCCUAAGACUUACGCGUGA